AUGAGCUGUGUUGCUGCUGCUCCUCUAGCAGCACCUCCGGUGGCGACGACAAUGAUGGCGUCGCCUUCUGAUUCCGGAGAGCUCGACGUCGCAGCUGCUGUUGCAUCAGCGGCUGCGGCUUUGAUUAGUCCGAUGGCUCUCCCAGCAACGAUGACGAACGGGAGAGAUAUGAACAAGACUUCUCAGAUUCUCAAUGAUUAUUUGAAUAUGGUGGUGGGAAAGCGUGUUCAACUGAUGGGGGACUCAUCUUCUUCAUUUGGACUCGAUACUCCAAACCCAAAACUGAUGUUUACUCCACUUGACUUGCCAACAACAGCUGAGUUAAUGCAGCGAUGUUUAGCAGUGAAUCCGUUUGAAGCGAAGUUUCGAGAAGCGAAUCAAAAGAUCAGCUCGGGGAGUAUGCAACCGAAUACAUCGGGUGCAAAUCAAUCUCUUGAAGCGUUAGAGGCAAAUGGAGGAGCGCCAUUUGGUGGGAGUAAUGCAGGAUCUGUCUCAGAUCUUUUGCUGAAAAUUCCUCAAACAUCACUUCAACAUUCUCCUGGUAUAUUUUCAAAUAUUCAACUAUUGACUGCGGCUGGUGAUUCGGAGGGAACAACUCGAGAAAAUCUGAAAACGGCAGAUAUUUCCAAAUUGCUGUCUGUGGCCGGUGACUUCUCGGCCCAAGCUCCCCGAACUGCCGAUGUGUUGAAUGCUGUACUUGAUAUGCACUCAGAUCGUUUACAUACAAUAAACUAUUUGAACAACAAACCGGAUUUCUCGGCACUUCUCCGAUCUCCGUCAUCAUCAGCACCAAAUUCAGCAUCUGUUCUUACGAAUGCAAUGACGAUUCCAUCAACAAGUGGAGCAUCUGGAACAUCUCUUCUAUGUCCUCCAAAAACAGUCAGCUCUUAUCAUUCUCCUAUGGGAGCAUCCCAACCACCAUCAACUCAAAAAUCACCUGCAGAUGGUGGAAGUUGGGAUCAUGGCGAGAAACAGAUAAAAAAGGAAAUGCCAUAUUUUGGAGAUGAGGCGAUGAUGCUAAUGGAAAGAAGCAAUAUGUCUUCAUCGGGUUCUGAUCAAGAUCAAGGUCCAUCCAACACGGGCUCAACAGCAUCCACAAGUACUGGAAAUCCAGUUGGUCGGCCACAAAAUGGAACUCCUGGCAGGGGUCGUGGUCGAGGAAGGAGUACAACUGCUGACAUGCAACCGGAUGAGAGGCGGAAUACCAUUCUAGAACGAAAUAAGGCAGCAGCUGUGAGGUAUCGGAAAAGGAAGAAGGAAGAACAUGAUGAUAUGAUGGGAAGAGUUCAAGCAAUGGAGGCAGAGAAGAAUCAGCUACUGACACAAAACCAAGUAUUGCGACGGGAACUCGAAAGGGUGACUGCGCUAUUGACUGAAAGAGAAUCUCGAUGUGUUUGUCUGAAAGGAAUUCCAAUGGGAGACGAUCAGCAUGGAACAUCAAAUCGAGGUGGAAACAGCAAUGGGAUGUAUCCAUCAUCCGAUAUGUUGAACGGUCUCAAUCAAAUCAAUGGAAUGCAUAUGAAACUACCCAAACUUGGAUGA
Caenorhabditis remanei is the source of this 1542-nucleotide messenger RNA. RefSeq lists its product as uncharacterized. Gene Ontology annotation, molecular function: DNA-binding transcription factor activity, RNA polymerase II-specific; cAMP response element binding. The transcript has 6 exons. The coding region runs from base 1 to 1542 and encodes 513 amino acids. Gene Ontology annotation, biological process: regulation of transcription by RNA polymerase II. The record is from RefSeq and is a predicted model, not a curated record. Lineage: Eukaryota; Metazoa; Nematoda; Chromadorea; Rhabditida; Rhabditidae.